AUGACUCUGCGUCCCUCUACUGCUCCUCGGCGUGUCCCUCUACCGUCUCCUCCUGCGUCCUCUUUGCCUGCCGUUCCGGACCCUGAGUCUGACCGGUAUCGCGCUGAGCACCCUACAGUCACGCGUCUCCUCGCUACUGUUGUCACUGACCCUACCUUUGAGUCCUCGGCUGCGUCUGCUCUGGUCGCUGAGUUGGUUGACUUUGCUGCUGCCUGUCGUCUAGACUACGCUGCUAGCCUUGUUGCUGCGUCAGAGUCUGCGUCUGUCUGUCCUCCGUCCGUCGGGGGUGAGUGUGCUCUUGGCACGGACGUCCUUGAGGACAGGCAGGAGGACUUUGACUCUCUUGCGGCUGCUGUACCUCAUCUCGUGGCCUGGUUGCUUGCCCCUGAGGGAGACCCGGAUGCACUAGACAUCCCCACUCCGCGCACUUACGCAGAGGCGAUCUCGGGUCCCUACUCCUCUCAGUGGCAGACAGCCAUGGACGCAGAGAUGGCAUCCUGGAAGUCCACAGGCACCUACGUCGACGAGGUUCCCCCUCCUGGGGCGAACAUCGUCGAUGGCAUGUGGAUUUUCAGGGUGAAGCGGCCGCCAGGUUCUCCGCCUGUCUUCAAGGCUCGUUACGUUGCUAGAGGCUUCAGUCAGCGUCAGGGGGUCGACUUCUUCCAGACCUUCUCCCCCACCCCGAAGAUGACCACUCUUCGGGUUCUGCUGCACGUUGCUGCUCAGCGUGACUACGAGCUUCACUCUCUUGACUUCAGCACAGCGUUCCUGCAGGGCAGCCUGCACGAGGAGAUCUGGCUGCGCCGCCCACCUGGCUUUACUGGGUCGUUUCCCCCUGGUACCCAGUGGAGUCUCCGCCGGCCAGUCUACGGUCUCCGCCAGGCGCCACGUGAGUGGCACGACACACUGAGGACUACUCUUGCGGCUCUUGGGUUCGCGCCGUCUACUGCUGACCCGUCGCUGUUUCUGCGCACAGACACGUCGCUGCCGCCGUUCUACAUUCUCGUGUACGUCGACGACUUGGUCUUUGCUACUGCUGACACUGAGGCACUCGCUCGUGUGAAGUCGGAGCUGCAGAAGAGACACACCUGCACUGACCUGGGUGAACUGCGUAGCUACCUUGGCUUGCAGAUCACCCGGGACAGAGCUCGCCGCACCAUCACCCUGACUCAGUCACACAUGGUGCAGCAGGUCCUUCAGCGCUUCGGCUUCCAGUUCUCCUCACCACAGGCCACACCUCUGGCUACCAGCCACUCGCUCUCAGCUCCACCUUCGGACGAGUCCGUAGAGCCGAGUGGCCCGUACCCAGAGCUUGUAGGCUGCCUCAUGUACCUGAUGACUUGCACGCGACCUGACCUCGCGUACCCUCUUAGCAUCCUUGCUCGUUACGUUGCACCUGGGAGACACAGGCGAGAGCACUGGGAGGCUGCUAAGAGGGUGCUGCGUUACCUGUGCAGUACAUCAGGCAUGGGGCUGGUGCUUGGAGGACGCGACAGAGUUGUCCUCACUGGUCACUCGGACGCCUCUUGGGUGGACGACCUGGCUACGCAGCGGUCGUCACAGGGUUACACCUUCAGCCUUGGCUCAGGUUCUGUCUCGUGGCGGUCCACCCGCUCUUCCUCUGUUCUCAGCUCUAGUUGUGAGGCUGAGAUCUACGCCACAGCCAUGGCUGCACAGGAGUUACGCUGGCUCACCUACCUGCUGACUGACUUGGGAGAGCGGCCUAGUUCUCCUCCAGUUCUGUACGGUGACAACAAGGCGGCUCUUGCCUUGUGUCAGGAGCACAGACUGGAGCACAGGACGAAGCACAUUGCUCUUCGCUACUUUCUUGCUCGAGAGCUUCAGCAGCGCGGUCAGCUUCGGCUUGUGUACGUGGACUCGAAGGCCAACACUGCUGAUAUCUUCACCAAGGCGCUCCCGCCUAGUGAUCAUCAGCGGCACUGUACUUCUUUAGGCCUUGUGUCCACGUUUCCUCACUUGCUCACUGCUUGA
Closterium sp. Yama58-4 is the source of this 1992-nucleotide messenger RNA. Lineage: Eukaryota; Viridiplantae; Streptophyta; Zygnematophyceae; Desmidiales; Closteriaceae. The record is from the annotation of a GenBank genome assembly.